GGCUAGCAUGUUAGAGCACGCCUACCGUAAGCGUAGGGACACGUAUAACAAGCAUGCGUUGCACCAAACUGUCCCGUCCCGUGAACAAGCCGACGAGCCUCCCUCGACGGGGGUGGCGGGUGGCGAAGGGGCAGCCACGUCGCCACGAUCGCCCGAGGCGGAGCGAUCGGCGCCAUUCACGGACGACCGUCCACGUGGUGUGGUUGUUGUGCAUGAUAAGGAGCAUGCGGGACCGAACUCCUCCCCGACGUCCUCGUCUCUCUCGUCGCCGUCUUCGUCUUCGUCUAUGUCUUCGUCUACGUCCUCGACACCCGCGGGGACGCAUUUGUUGCUUGACGUCUCUCGCUCUUCCACGGCUAAUAACCACUAUUCGCACGAUCCUUCGUCUGCUACCCCCUCCACUCUUCGCCCUUCCUCCCCUAUUAACCCCACCACCGACCCUUCUUCCUAUUCUCCUUCUUCUUCUUCUUCUUCUUCUUCUUCUUCUUCUUUUUCUUCUUCUUCUUCCGUUUCGUUUACGGACGAGAGCCAACCACCACCGUCCAAGAACCACCUAGCCAACGAUCUCACCCCCCGUUCCUCCAUUAUCGACGAACAGAUCGCCGAUUCGAGCUACGUUCCACGAACCACUACCGAAAGUGGUACGGGCAUCCCUGGGGCUUACGCUGGAGUUGCGUUCCCGGAAGUGGGUUCGAACGGGUUUCGGGGCGAGGAGGUGGAAUCGAUCACGAUCGCGAAACAGGAGGAUGAUGGCACGGUUAGCGGCGUAGAGGUGGAAGUAGAAUCGAGGGUGGAAGGGGGGGGAGGCACGACAGCGAGCAUCGCCUACGAUCAUCAACGUAACGUGAGUAGCAAGGAUGCGAAGGAUGCUGUAGCGCUAGUAGUAGUUGGCGAGCACGAAGUAGACGCAGCACCGCCUGGACGAGCUUGGACGAAAUCUUUGGAGGAGGUAAAGAAGAAGAGGAAGGAGGAGGAGGAGGAGGAGGAGGGAGGGAGGGAGGGCGUGGAAAGUGGGCCGCGGGAUACCGCGAGGAAUUCCUCGAGUGAUUUUUCGGGAGUCGUGAAGGAAACGCGAGAACUGUCCCGGGAGGAUUCCUCGUCGUCCGAGGAGGACGUCGGUUGGCCGAGUCGCGCGAAAAGUUACGAGAAAUCCGAGGAGCUCCUCCAGCGGGACUAUCCUUCGCCGAUUUACAAUUACAACGGGCAGGACGAGGUCGAGUUCGUGAAGUUGAACCACGGGAACGAGACAACGACAGGCAAGAGCAACGACAACGACAAUGACGACGACGAGGACGAUGUCGUCGACGAGGACGAUGGCGACGACAACGACGACGAUCGGGGCCCGAUAUCGUUCGGGGACGACGAGGUGAAGACGAACGACGUGCCUCCUUCGAUCGGUGAUCUCCGCGUGAUCACCAGGGAGGAGAGCGACGAGGAGUUUUUGCGCGAAUUCGAGAGGAAAUUCCACGAGGAGGCCGAUUCCCCCGCGGCGAGGGGGCGCGAGGGGGGAGAGGGAGCUUCCAUCGAAUCCAAUUCCGCGGAAUCUCGGAAUCCCCCGACCCAGCAAGUGAAAAUAAUCGAGGUGCCGGUCGACCGAUCGCGGCGGCCCUCAACCUCGUCCUCGACCCCAUCCUCGCCUAACCGGGUGCUCGUCAACAUCACGAUCGCUUCCGGGGACUCCGCUUCAGCGGCCUCGAGGCCGCUCUACGUCCUCUCCGUCUCGGUGCCGACGGGCGGCGACGGCGUGGCGGACGGCGAGGAGCGCGACGGAGGGACGAGGGGGAGGGAAGAGGAGCGCGAGGGGGCGAGCGAGCGGGUCCAUCGAGCCGGGCCAGCCCGAAGGCAGGAAGCGUCGAGCCAGAUGGCCGAGAUCGCGAGUCCCGUGGAGGGAAACGACAAUCGAUUGCCCCCACCACCGCAGCCACCUUCGUCGCCACCCCCUCCUAUGUGGGCCGGUGGCGAGUGCGAGUGCUCUUGCCCGUGCAUGGGAUCGUCGUCCGACGAGUGGGACAACGAUUUCUCGCCCGUUGACGAGACUAUGAGCCUCGAAGGGCCUCGGGAAGGGCAGAGCCGUAACACGAGCGAGUCUGUGGACGAGCCGGACGUUGUCCGAACGGUGGCCGCCGACACGAGGCAGGUGGAAACGAGGGAGGAGGGGAACUCGGUGAGCUCAGUGAGUUUGGAGGAGACGGUAAAGGGUGAGACGAGUAGCCAGCACGAUUAUUUCUCGGGCACCGAGGAGAAUAGCAGUACCAUUGACUGGACAACCUCGAAUUACGGGUCAGAGUCGAGCGGCGUAGGCGUGUCGGGGUGUUCUGGGGCAACACCCUUACCCCCAGAACCCACUAUACUGAUCCUGGAAGGUGCGAGAACAUUCCCAGCCAGAUCUUUUCCACCUGACGGCACCACAUUCGCCCAAGUGGGGCUGGGGCAGAAGCUGAGCAAAGAGAUACCACCUUACAGCUACUGGAACAUGCAAUUCUAUCAGUCGGAAGCCGCGUACGUGCGGUUCGACUAUAAUAUUCCUCGUGGAGCGAGCAUCGGUGUCUACGCGAGAAGAAACGCGCUUCCUACUCACACGCAGUACGAUCUCCUUGAAGUAUUGAGUGGUUUCAAGGCCAGGACCGCAAGGGCGUCCCAUGUUAGUGUUAUUGUAUGUGCCACUGCCCCAUUUUUAUUUUUCUUUUUCUCUCUCUGUCUAACAGAUUCCUAGAACAACAACAUUA
Apis laboriosa (Himalayan honeybee) is the source of this 2726-nucleotide messenger RNA. Its product is annotated as dentin sialophosphoprotein-like. Bases 8 to 2713 code for a protein of 901 amino acids. The record is from RefSeq and is a predicted model, not a curated record. Gene Ontology annotation, biological process: motor neuron axon guidance. NCBI's taxonomy places the organism in Eukaryota, Metazoa, Arthropoda, Insecta, Hymenoptera, Apidae. The transcript has 2 exons.